CGGCGGCGGCAGUGACGUACGAUCAUCACUCGCACAACCGCGAACACGGUUCACCGACACCUGCCUAAUACUGCGAGGUAUAUUUUCACUCGGCACCGACGACGACGACGACGACGACGUCGACGACUACUACAACAAUACACUCGCAGGUGUUGAAAUGUCAGUUUAUCCGAUACUGUUGCACGCAGGAGCGUGUUUGUGGUAUGUUUUCUUCUGGAACAACUUUUUAACCAAUGGCAGUGGUAAAAAAGAGAGCGACUGGGAUCCUAGGUAUCGAGACAUACAUGAAAUGGGAUCUAGAUUUCUCACCAAUUGGAAUCUAUUUAUUCAGACGCUGUUCUUUGUCGGUUGUCUGUUUCAUGAUUUAAUGAAAAUACUGAACGGUCCCAAUUGGUUGAAAUUAGGUUCGAAAUUUCAAACUAUACUCUCGCUGAGUUUUUCGUCGAUAUUACUGCCAACUGGAAUUUUUGUAUGUGUCACAUUUUGGGCAAUGUAUGCUUACGAUCGUGAAGUUAUCUACCCAAAAAUAGUGGAUAGUUACAUACCGUAUUGGCAAAAUCAUGGAAUGCACACAACUAUUUUACCACUUAUGUUGGCCGAAUUAUUUACUACCAGACAUAAGUUCCCUUCGGUCACAGCUUCAAUGUCGAUAUUUUUGGGAUUUGGGAUUUUCUACGGACUCGUUUUUGUGGGAACGUACGUGGAAAAAGGACGUUGGGUAUACCCCUUAUUCGGCCUGUUUAGCUUACCGAUUUCAUUGGGUAUUAUGGCUGUUUUAUUUUUCAAACUAAUGUCGUUUUUAUUUGUCGGCAUAUUCAUCCAAAACAUGUACUGGGGAAAAGAAGAAAAGAAACGAUAUCGAAAACCUGUCAAUAAAUCAUCCUAAUACAAAAUAAUACAAAUAAUAUCAUGUAUUUUUUCGAAAAAAAAAUAUUAUAAUUUAAUUCAAUGUUUAUAACUACGCAUAUUUAUUUAUUUUAUUUUAUUUGUUUAUUUAUUAUUAAUAGUUAUAUUAUAGUUUCAAAACUAUGAUUCAAAAUGUCAUAUUAUAAUAAAUAUAAAUUAUGUUAAUUUUAA
Messenger RNA from Metopolophium dirhodum (rose-grain aphid), 1077 nucleotides. RefSeq names its product androgen-dependent TFPI-regulating protein-like. Bases 158 to 886 code for a protein of 242 amino acids. The record is from RefSeq and is a predicted model, not a curated record. Gene Ontology annotation, cellular component: membrane; endomembrane system. Lineage: Eukaryota; Metazoa; Arthropoda; Insecta; Hemiptera; Aphididae. The transcript is spliced from 6 exons.